Molecule: messenger RNA, 490 nt
Organism: Bufo bufo (common toad)
Lineage: Eukaryota; Metazoa; Chordata; Amphibia; Anura; Bufonidae
Product: canalicular multispecific organic anion transporter 1-like
Exons: 5
Biological process (GO): transmembrane transport
Cellular component (GO): apical plasma membrane
Molecular function (GO): ATP binding; ATP hydrolysis activity; ATPase-coupled transmembrane transporter activity
Source: RefSeq, a predicted model, not a curated record
CCUGUUACGCUUCACCUAUCUAUUCUCCGCCUCCUUGUUCACAUUCACCUGUGCCCCGUUUUUGGUGUCGGUGGCCAGUUUUGCUGUUUACGUCGUGGUUGAUCCAAAAAAUAUACUGAAUGCAGAGAGAGCCUUCACAUCCAUCUCCCUGUUUAACAUCCUCCGAUUCCCCCUCUGCAUGCUGCCUAUGCUUAUAUCUACCAUGGUGCAGACAAAAGUAUCCUCUGCCCGCCUGGAGAAAUACUUGGGAGGAGAUGACUUGGAUAACUCUGCCAUAAGCAAUGAUCCCACUGUUGAUGCUGCUAUCCAGUUUUCUGAUGCCUCUUUUACCUGGGAACCGGGCACAUCUCCAGCAGUGAAGAAUGUCAACCUGAAUAUCAAGGAAGGUAACCUGGUUGCAGUAGUUGGUGGGGUUGGUUCUGGGAAAUCGUCACUUGUCUGUGCGAUGCUUGGAGAAAUGGACCAUGUCUAUGGACACAUCAACAUAAAG